This is a messenger RNA of Coturnix japonica (Japanese quail), 3886 nucleotides long. RefSeq names its product embigin (gene EMB). NCBI's taxonomy places the organism in Eukaryota, Metazoa, Chordata, Aves, Galliformes, Phasianidae. Gene Ontology annotation, molecular function: cell adhesion molecule binding. Gene Ontology annotation, biological process: cell-cell adhesion. The record is from RefSeq and is a predicted model, not a curated record. Gene Ontology annotation, cellular component: cell-cell junction; plasma membrane.
AGGUCAGCAGGCAAAGGGCAGCGGAGGCCGCGCUCCUUCCCAGCGGAGCCGUUUGAACGGAGCCGUUUGUUCCAGCGGAGCCGUUGCUGUGGAACCGCCGAUGUCCCUUCGGCGGCGGCGGCCCCGAAGCAGCGGGACCUUGAGGCCGCGAAGAUAACCGGCCGAGGCGGGAGGAGCCCCCCGCUGCCUACCGCUCCCACCUACACCCUCCCGCCCAUAAAGCCGGCGUGGGGACGCGCUGCUUGUUCGCCUUCCCCUCUCGGCGUGGCUCGCAGCCGCCUGACAUUUGUCCGGCUCGCCGGUAUUUUUUCUUUCUUUUCGUUCGCCGUCCCCUCUCGCAACCACGGCAGCUGCUCUCCCUUCACAGCCGCCUCGGCCCUCUGUGGGGCCCGGGCCGGCCGCCUCCUGGCUGUCCGCAACCCGCCGGGCGCGGCGCAGAGCGAGUUCGGCGGCGAGAGUCCGGCAGCGCGGCGUUAUGCUGGCCGGGUUCUGCCGCGGGCAUUCGGGGCGGCUGUUAAGGCUGCUGCUGUUCUGCCUGUGUCUCCCGGGCUGCAGCCUCACAGGUCUGCCGGUGAUGACAUGGGAUGCCAAUCAUACUCAAGAGAAUGCUUCGAAUCAGGUGCACACUGGACUGAAGUCAUCUGCUGAGCCCAUAACCCCACAGACUAUCAGCCCAACAACCUGGGGCAGCAUUUCAGAUCACUUGACACUUGGACGUGAUGCAUCUACACCUGGUCCAGAUCUUACUGGGUCAGAGGAGAUGAAUUUGAACAACUCUAAACUUGAGUAUGAGGUGGUCCUUCAUGGUGAAUCUGUUCCUGUGGAAAAAAACAUCUCUUUGAGCAGUGCAGUUACAAUUGAGCUGAUAUGCAGACUGGAUGAUGAUUAUUCUGCCAUGAAAAUUCUUGAGGUGACUUGGAAGAGGGGAGAUGAAACUAUCACACACACCGAUAAAACUGAAAAGAGCUGGGCCAUCCAAUUGACCAUCUCAGAAAACAAAGAUCUGGGAACUUACACUUGUACUGUGAAAGGUGAAAAACAAUUCAGUGCGGUGUUUCAUCUACAAGUACCGCAAGUUGAAAGAAAAGAAAAACCUGUCAUCAGUUAUCAAGGUGACUCAGCUAUACUGGUUUGUAAAAGUCAUAGUCAUACUCCCAUUUCUUGGACUUGGUAUAUGACCAAUGGAAGUGAACAGAUUGUCAUUAAUGAAUCCCUGGGGCUGGAUAAGUAUGUAAUAAAUAGUGAAGAUGCCCAUGUAGCCCAUCUGAAAAUACUGAAGCUUACCAAAAAAGAUGGUGGUGUAUACUGGUGUGAAGCUACUUUUGAACUAGGAAAGAGUAAAGGAAAACUGAAGCUUAAGAUUCUGUCGCUCCUGGCGCCACUUAAACCAUUUCUAGCAAUAGUGGCUGAAGUUGCUACUUUAAUAAUUCUUAUCUUUACUAUUGAGAUUUAUUCGAAACGGAAAGAGAAGCGUGCAGAAGAUGAAAGAGAAUUUGACCAAGGUGAACAACUUAAAUUUGAUGAAAGCAAUGGUGUGGAAAGCAGUAAUACAAGGCACAGAAGAGUUUAGUCUGGUUCCUAAAAAGGGAAGCCAAGGCUACAGAAGUGGAAAUCAUCACUAAGAAGCAUGCAGCUCUGCCUUUCGAACAUCAACUAUGCUCCUAUAUAAGCUCCUCUAUAGUUGUAAGAAAUAAAAUGCUCUUAAAGUUUAAGUCUUAAAGUCUUUACAAAUAAUAUAUCCUGAUAUACUGUAUUUUGACUCUUGCUGUCUGUAAGACUUGUAUUUGUCAUGUUACUGCUAAAAGGCUGGUUAGAUUUCAUAUUGUUGUAUUGACUAUUUAGUUCCAACUUAAGACAAAAUUAAUCUUGCAUUUACUGAACGAGUAGGUAAUACAGAAAGGGACCAUUAUCAAAAAUGGAAUUUUAAAUACUUAUAAAACCGGACUUGUGAGUUUAAAAAAAUGUACUUCCACCAAAGAAAAUGCCUUUUACUGGCAAAUAAAGAAAAUGUGAUAUAGAGACACUUUUAACCAAAGAAAUGUUCAAAGGGAAAUAUUUAUCAUGAUUUAAGUAGAAGAUCAGUUGUUUUGCACUCAUAACGAACAGUAAAAUAUCUUAAUUCUAACUUUUUGCUUAGCUUCAUGUAGUUAGAAGGAAAUAAAGUAUGUUCUGGAUACUUAAUUUCCAUGGCAUUUCCUCCCAUAUGGCUGUGAUACCAUGUUGUAUUUCCAAAUAGGCUGAACAUUCUGAAUAGACAACAAGCUGAAUGCUGUGCAGAUUAGAAACUUUGGUAUUAUUUUGAAGGUUUUCUUCCUUAUAAAAAAUGUAAGGAAAAGACAAAGUAAAUGAAACAAAAUCGAAUUGCAUUUCCUCAAGUUGUUGGUUUUUUUUGAAACCAGAAGAAAGUAAUUGGAAAAAAUAAAAAGGAAACAAAUAAGAGGGAAGGAAUUAAAACCGUUUCACUGUUCCUAUAAGUGAAGAUAUCACAAAAUAAAACGGCCAAUGCUAGGCUAUGUGGACAAAAUACAGUCUGAUCUGUGCUUUUUUUUUUUUUGGCUUCUUUGUUUAUUGUGUACAAUUAGCAGGUUUGACAUCUCUAAAUUACAGCCCAAAUAAAAACAGUGGGAGGAAUAUAACCAUGAAACAGUAGAAUGUGAGGGCUGAACACUGAUAAAGAUUUCCCUGCAGAGGUACUGUGUUUACUGUAUUUUGCCUUAGAGUUCAUAUGCAUUAUUAAAAAGAAAAAAAAUAACUUUUGUAGGUUUUUUAUACAACUUUCUUAUUACAGCUUUAUUUUUAUUUUUGCUAUAAAAAGUAUAUUUUUUCAGGUUAAUACUACUUUAUAUUGGUCCUUUGAAACAGUACCACAAGUCUGUUGCUUUUUGCGUGCAACUUCUGCCUUUUUUGAGCAUUCCUACUCAAUCUCAAAACCGUGGUGUGAGGUCUUGGCCACCUGUAUGUGAGUUGUGUGGAGGGUAAUAUUUUUUCUGUUGUUAGUCAUAAAGGGCUGCAGUAAAAGCAGGCAGGAACCAGAGAACCCUGAAAUAAGCAUGUAUUUUAGAUGUAUUAUGAGUUCCUCCUAUAAGGACUGCAGUAAUUUUGGUGAAAUUGGCUGCUGAUACGUUAGUUUGAUCUUGACCUGCCUCCAGUGUGCUCUAAUUGCUGUGCCUUCAAGGGAAUUGGUACUUCUGUUUCAGUUGGCAAAUAGGUCUGUUCCUCCUUUCUCUGCCAAAGACAUCAAAUAAGAGCCGAAGCAGUCCCAAACCCAAGUAUGAGAGUACUGACUGAUAAACAGUUAAAAUUAGAAGAACUUCACAUUACAUCUUUAAAUUGCCUAAAUUUAAAGAUGUUCAUGACUGAUAGAGCCUCUUGUUGAAUGUUAAAAGGUUUCAAACUUGUAAUGUUUGUCCCAUCUUAGCCAAAAUGUUUUGUGUGAUUUUUUUCAUCCAUUCAUGCUUUCCUUCAAAGAUUGUAUUUUUCAUCAUUAGAGCAGUAUUUACAUCAUCUGACUUGCUGAAUUAUUUUCAAGUUGACAUUAAAAGCUCUGUAACAGUGCCUUGAAGGAAGCAGUUUGUCUUAAGCAUGGUUAAGUUAAUCUUUCUCUUGUGCAGUAUGUUGAAGAGUUUUCUCUGAAACUUAACAGUGAAAUCUAUUUUUCUAGUGGAAGUACUGAGCCUAAUGCUUUUAUCACACUUGCCUUAUUUUAUAUUCCGAUUUUAUACAGUGCUUCUUUGACUUUUUUAUUUUUUGCUUGGGCAGAAAGAUGUAUACAUGUAAUGGAAUAUCUUCUGUGUGUUUGCUGUGUAGGUAAUAGAGUAGUUAUGAGUUGUAUGAAGUUGCAUUAUUGUACUUAGAAAUUGCUCAAAUAAACUUGAAAAAGAAUGCA